Molecule: messenger RNA, 2241 nt
Organism: Chaetomium strumarium
Lineage: Eukaryota; Fungi; Ascomycota; Sordariomycetes; Sordariales; Chaetomiaceae
Exons: 2
Coding region: 1-2241 (746 amino acids)
Biological process (GO): regulation of DNA-templated transcription
Molecular function (GO): DNA-binding transcription factor activity; sequence-specific DNA binding
Source: RefSeq, a predicted model, not a curated record
AUGUCGUCCAACCCUCGGAAACGACCUGCUGCAGGCGUUACUCCGAUAGUUCCCAUUCCUCAGAUGUCGCCAUCGUACUCUCCGGUCCAAACCGAUCAGCUGUUCAGGUGGAACGGUAUGGACGGCAACGGCUUCGUCGAUCCCGGAACUCCCGAUGUGAACGCCUACGCAAUGCUGCCAACAUCGACUUCGUACGGGCAGACAGUCCCCGCGCCUUCCACGGCCCUCGCACGGCGACAGAAUAGCCGGGUCCUCGUUCCUACAGCACCUAGGACGCCCUUCAACGGUGGAGCAGACAGCUGGAACGGAUACGGCGAAGAUCAUGGCUAUUUGCAACCAGCGAACGCGACCAUGGACGAGCAAGACAACAUUGAACGGCUGGAGGAGAUGGCAGCGCGAGCAAAACGGGAGGCGCAGGCGAAGAGGAAGCAGAUACCCCCCUUUGUUCAGAAGCUUAGCAGCUUUUUGGAUGAGUCUAGGAACACUGACCUGAUCCGCUGGUCUGAUAAGGGGGAUUCGUUCAUUGUUCUUGAUGAGGAUGAGUUUGCCAAGACAUUGAUCCCCGAACUCUUCAAACACAAUAACUAUGCCUCGUUCGUGCGCCAGCUGAACAUGUAUGGUUUCCACAAGCGCGUGGGGCUCUCCGACAACUCCAUGAAGGCCAGUGAGAGAAAGAACAAGAGCCCAAGCGAAUAUUACAACCCGUACUUCCGCCGCGGCCAUCCCAACUUGCUGUGGUUGAUCAACAAGCCCAAGAGCGGCAGCAAGAAGAAGGGGAAGAAGGAUGAAGGCGAUGUGGAAAGUGAAGAAGACGGUGUUGAAGAGACGUACAACGGAGAAAACGUGGGUGGUUCCCAGUCCGGGCGAGGCCCGGUCUCCCACGAUCUUGGUCCCCUGCAAAAGAAGGAUCUGAUGCAGGUCAAGGCCCAGAUCGAGAGGAUUCAGCAGCAGCAGGUUGCUAUUUCCAACAUGCUGAACAAGAUGCGCCAAGAUCAAAAUCAACUCUACCAGCAGGCCAUCCUAUUCCAGAACAUGCACGAGCGCCACGAAAACUCCAUCAAUGCCAUCCUCAACUUCUUGGCCAAUGUGUUUCGGAAGUCGCUGGAAGAGCAGGGUGGCACGCAGACCGUCCAAGACCUCCUCGCUAGCAUAAUUCCGAACUCGCAAGCUCAUGCUCAAGCUCAAAUAUCUCCGACAGGCGGAGUCGUUGACCUCGGUGGUUUCGUCAACCCCGGGCAGCGGCCCCAGGCUGUCGCCGCUGUAGGCACUCCAAAGCGGCAGCAACGCCUGCUGCCUCCGAUCCCACUUCAUCAACCGAACAAGGCAUCAUCGUUUUCUUCAUCGACCGCGAUGACGCCAACACCUCCACCGGCAACUCACGCGCCCCGCGUGGGGACGGUUACAGAGCUAUUCGACACCUCGCCUUCCGCGGACCCCACAUCCCCAGCCUACAUUAAGAAAGAGCUGCGGACCAAUCCUCAGGAGGGCAUGAUGAAGAUCAUUCAAGACACCAACGCGGUCAAUAGCGGCGCGGGACUCGACUUACCCGGUAUGGCCGCCAAGACCGCUCCCAGCAUGAGUGACAACCAGCGCGCACAGAUGCUCAACAUCAUGGCCGGUAGCAAUCCUGCUGUGCCCCCUGUGACAACCAGCCCCGUCGCCCCAGUGAAUCCCCAAACGGCGGCUUCCAUUCCAGCCGCAAACCUUGCGCUCUCCCCUAGCUUGUCCUCGCUCCGAAUGCCAUCCCUGCAGGAGAUGCAAACCACCCAAGCCGAGCUCGACGCCCUACAGCAGUUAUCAAAAGAACAGGCAAACCAGAUCGACGCGCUCACCCAGCUGCUUGGCCCGCUCAGCCCCUCGGGCCGCAUCCCCGGCGUCGACGAACACGGCAACCCCAAUCACAGCUACUUUGACAAUGUCGACUACGACCAGUUCAUCAACACUAAUGCGUUCUCGGACGGCAACUAUGAGGGUGCAGACCUGAACGGAGUGGGUGGCGUGCCCGGCACCGGUACGGACGGGGCGGAUUUCAACUUUAGUCUGGAUGGAACCACUGCCGAUUACGUUCCCGGUGCCGCGGAGGCCAUUGCCGGUGGUUCCAGCACUACCGGGCUGACCGGAGACAGCUCCAGUUCCGGACCGGCGUCGAACAACCCGCCUAGCCCGUCUGGUACGGAAGAGAUCACCAGGGCGGAAUUUGAGAGCCCUGAGCGCGGGAACAAGCGCAGGAGGAAGGGCUAA